Achroia grisella is the source of this 2832-nucleotide messenger RNA. RefSeq names its product traB domain-containing protein-like. Lineage: Eukaryota; Metazoa; Arthropoda; Insecta; Lepidoptera; Pyralidae. The transcript is spliced from 11 exons. The record is from RefSeq and is a predicted model, not a curated record. Bases 237 to 1409 code for a protein of 390 amino acids.
CUGUGGUGGUCUCUUCGUAUACUAUUUUAUUUAUUUAGCUUUCGACCGUGCGAUUUAAAAACAUUAAAAUUAUACUAAAACAAAUAAGUAAAAAUUGAUUAACCUUACGUAUUUGUUUAAUUACGAAACCAAGUAAGGUUUCGUGUACCUAUUAUAAUUCUUGAUGUGUCAAUAAAAUUACAACAAUUUAUUUGUGUCAACUUUACUAUCAUCUGAAUAGUUACUUAAUAAGUACAAUGAGUAGUUCAGAUCUUAUCUUAGGAAAUAAAAAAUUGAACAUGGAUGAAGAUCCUCUAUUAUUGAAGACAAAAACCCCAGGUUUAAAAUGUGACAUUGUUAAUGAAUGUCAGAUGUUUUUAAAAGCUGAAGAUGGAAGUGGUGAUUCUGAUUUAAAUGCAGUGAGAAGUAUAGGAGAGGGCAAAGCAGAUAAUGCAAAUUUUGUUACUUCAACUCCAGAUCAAAAGAAAGACUCUUCCUCAGAAAAAGAAAUUAGAGAUUCCAAACCAGAGGGUGAUGUUGAUGAUUUGCCAUUAGAUAAUGGAUUACCAAACACAGUGACGGUGCUAGAUGCCCCAGAUGGUGGUAAAGUUUAUUUAGUUGGCACAGCUCACUUUAGUUUGGAAUCACAAGAAGAUGUGUCCAAGGUCAUACAAGAAGUUAAUCCACACAUAGUGAUGGUGGAAUUGUGUCUACAAAGAACUAAUAUGUUACUUCUAGAUGAGGAAAUAAUAUUAAGGGAAGCUAAGAAUAUAAAUAUUAAGAAAAUUAGGGCAACAAUGGCACAAAAUGGAGUGUUCAAUGGCCUUAUGUAUAUUUUGUUGCUGAACAUGUCGGCUCAUAUCACUAGAGAAUUGGGUAUGGCUCCAGGCGGAGAAUUCCGACGUGCCGUGGCCGAGGCUAAAAAACUUCCGAACUGCAUUGUACAACUUGGCGAUAGAGCAAUUGAUAUCACUCUCCACAGAGCGAUAGCCUCUUUAUCAUGGGGACAAACUAUACGAUUUGUAUGGCAUCUGCUCACUUCCAAUCAGACCAUUAGUGCUGAAGACGUUGAGAAAUGUAAACAGAAAAAGAUGUUGGAUGAUAUGUUAGAAGAGAUGUCUCAGGAGUUUCCAGCCCUUGAGCGAGUAUUUGUCGUUGAGAGGGAUAUGUAUCUCUGUCACUCUCUACAAGUGGCAGCAUUGCAACCCCGUAGAGAACCUUGUCGCAUUGUCGGUGUUGUGGGUAUUGGUCAUGUCGCCGGCAUUGCACAGCAUUGGGGCAAGAUUGGGCCACAAGACAUAAAACCUCUAUUGGAGGUGCCGCCGAUGUCCGUGUCGACGCGCGUGGUGCGGAUGACGGCGCGGGUGGCGUGCGCGGGCGUGGUCGUGUGGAUCGCAUGCCGCUUAAUACCGCGCCGCUGGCUGCCUUGAUCGCGACCCGGCUACUACCUCCCACAUCUACCGCCACUCGACCAUCUGCAUAAUAAUUUCUUGAAGAGUACGGAAGUGUUAAGAAGAUUAAUAUAAAAGCUACAGACUGCGUUUACGUACAUUAAGUUGUAAAAAUAAUGUUUAAUGUGAUCUAUAUGUAUGUAAAUUAUGUAAUCUACAUUGAAAUUUUCCCAAUUAAUUUUGCGCCGCUCCUAUAUUAUUUAUUAUUAUAUUAUAUGUUAUUGAUUACCAUAAUUGUAACGUAGCAUCACAACAUCAUUAUUUAUUCGUAACUUUGAAAGUCUCAAGUCGUUAAUUUAAAAAUUACAUUUUAUUAAUUGUCAUUGUUAACUUUUACAUAGGACAUAUUAAUCAAAUUUUCGUUGACUGUAAUAUUUUUUCUAUACACUUAUACUUUUGUAUUACAAUUGCUUGGUAUUAAUAAUUCAGAAACAUACAAAACGUACUAAAUUACAUUAAUUUGUAAACUUCAUAUUAGAGGAGUAAUGUUUUUGAAAUUGUUGAUGUAAAGAUUGAUUGAACUUUUAAAUAUUAUCUUGUAAUAAAAUAAAAAAUUUGCCGAAAAUAAUUUUCGAAUAAAUAAACAUGAAAAUGAUGAUGAUUAUAUUAUAUUAGGUGAUAGUAGUGAAAGAAUUUAACUAGCUAACUCCGUCUAAAUUAUGUCGUCUAAAUGCUACAUAUUUUUGGAACUUGUUAUGAUAUUUAUAUAUUAUUAAUAUUAUGCGUCCGUAAGCUAAGGGAGAUGUGGCGUAAAUAGCGAGUAUUAUUUGUUUAAAAAUAUACUAAUGUUGACGAGUGUGGGACUACCACGGCAGUCAUCGAUUACAAAAGAAUUCGUUUUAAUGUUAUAAGUAUUGGUCUACAUAAAGUUAGUCGACUAUCGUAGUGAAUGUAACACUCGGUUAGCCCUCCUUUCGGAACUGUACGAAUUCUACUCGGUUAUUUCGUUACAACUGCCUUCAAAAUAGUCUCUCUAUAUUUAUAAAAUAUUUAGAGUUAUUUAGGAAAAUAAAACGCAAACUAAAAUUGAAUUUUUAUACAGCUUAUAUUGUUGUAUAUAUAUCGCUUAUAUAGUUAUUAGUUAAGUCAAAUUAAAGAAGGCAAAGGUUAUAUUAUAGGUAAUAUUAAAUAUAUAUUGUAUACUACGUAUCCUAUAGCUGGGGUGUUAAUACAAAAGUUAUUCGUUCAUGUCUAUAUACAUAUGAUUAAGUACGAGUACAUGCUCAGGGUGGCCAUGCAGAUUGGUCAAUUUUCGAAAAUGAAAACACUGAAUUGAAUUAUUUUGAAAUUUCUAUUAUAAGCUAUUAAUUUAAUUAUACUAUAGAUUAGUUUUCUUUUAAUUAUAAAACAAGAAAAAUAUAGAAAUAUACUGUUCUAUAUCUUAUAAUCCGUGUCACGUUGU